Hylaeus volcanicus is the source of this 3525-nucleotide messenger RNA. RefSeq names its product protein lozenge-like. Gene Ontology annotation, molecular function: DNA-binding transcription factor activity, RNA polymerase II-specific; ATP binding; RNA polymerase II cis-regulatory region sequence-specific DNA binding. The record is from RefSeq and is a predicted model, not a curated record. Gene Ontology annotation, biological process: regulation of DNA-templated transcription. The coding region runs from base 1075 to 2619 and encodes 514 amino acids. Gene Ontology annotation, cellular component: nucleus. Lineage: Eukaryota; Metazoa; Arthropoda; Insecta; Hymenoptera; Colletidae. The transcript is spliced from 6 exons.
CGGGCGAUCCGACGCCGACGUCAGUGGGGAUACGCGAUCGUCGCCACGGGGGCCGCGGGCGGGAGGGCACUGGGAACGGAGGGGGGAGGCUCAGAAUUGCGAGCUUAGGCCGUCCCGGGACGCUUACGCGGAACACGCGGACACGGCUGAACUCGCGCCACCGCGCCGGCAUUACGUCGCGCACCGUCGACCGCGACUGACGUUCGCGUGGACGUUCCUCGAUUCUCGAUCGACUUCCACUCGACCUAUCACCGCGACCACCGGAUGCGAGUAUUCGCGCCUGCAAGGUAUCGCGACACAGCCUCCGUCGCACAGUGAAAGCCCCGACGAGUGUACGAGUGUACCAGUGUGCGAGUGUACGGUCAAGCUUCCGAAUCGAAAAGUUACCCGUUCAACAACCUGUAGGAAUCUUGCGCACUCCGCUAAAAACGUGCCAUUACGUCCUCGCUAUCGGUGACUCGGGGAUUAAUGACAGGAACUCAACAGUGACAUUAUCGCGACCGAACUGUUUGGUCGAAUCGAUUUUUUUUAUUGAUGAUCGUUAAGGAACCGUGUGGAGUGUCGUUAAUCUUGGUUACCUCGGCUUCGUAAUCUCAAAGUUUAUCCGCGCCUUGUGCAGCUUCGAGAAAAUCAUCGCUCGAUCGAAAAUUGUUGAUACACAUGCGUACGAGUAUAUGUGAGGAUCGAUCAAGCGUCGUCUAGAUCAGCGACACCUCGUAGCGUGUAGAAGUUUAGAAGUGUAGAAGUCUGUUUGAACGUUGCAUCGAUAUCGCUAGCGGAAGGCAUGGCGUUGGCGGGAAACCGGUAGAACGAUCCUAGGUCCGCGAUGGAACUGGGAGAAACGUCUGGAAUGGUGCGAGUGUAGAAAAUGUCAUCGCGGACGCGAUGACGGAUCGUUGGUCUAACGAAGAGAAAGGGUAGAGGAAAAAUUAACUGGUGGACGAAAGGAAGGCGGUAGCGGGGGUGUUCGGAGGAUUUGGCGAGCGUGUACGCGCAGAGGCGGCAAGUGAAAUCACGACGUUCUGCUCGGAAGGUGCGUGCUUUGGCGACGAGGGGCGGCUACUGGCCGAUGGGAUGCAUCUACCGGUGGGUUCCGUGGGCUGCGGGGAGAAUUACGCCACCGUUGGAUCCCACGAAGGCGCCGGCCCCUGCGGCCCCUCACUGGCGCCGCUUCAGGGGGUGAACACCAGGUACCAACAGGCUGACGACGCCGACGCCGGGGGUGGUGGAGGCGAGAUGAGCGAAGGUGCCGCCGUCGGCGAGCUCUGGUGGACCGAGAGGCUCGUCGGCGAGGCACAGGCCGAACACCCUGGCGAACUCGUUCGAACAGGAUCACCGUAUUUUCUCUGCAGCCAACUGCCGACUCAUUGGCGGUCGAACAAGACGCUUCCGGUAGCCUUCAAAGUUGUCGCCCUAGGCGAGGUCGGCGAUGGAACUCUGGUGACAGUGCGAGCGGGCAACGACGAAAACUGUUGCGCCGAACUAAGGAAUUCCACCGCCUUGAUGAAGAACCAAGUCGCCAAGUUCAACGACCUCAGGUUCGUCGGAAGGAGCGGCAGGGGUAAGAGCUUCAGCAUCACCAUAACGGUGUCGACAACGCCACCCCAGGUGGCGACCUAUACCAGAGCCAUCAAGGUGACCGUGGAUGGACCAAGGGAACCACGUUCCAAAACUAGACAAACGCACAUCCCUGGCCUGGCGCGAGUUCCUGCACUGCCGCGAGUUCACGGCCUGGCACGAGGAACUUUCCCCGAUGCUCCGAGCCCGUUCACCCCCUACCUACGAGAACCGGACCCAUACAGGAGGAAUAAGCAUCACGUUGGCAACAACGUCACCGCGAAUUCGGUUAGCGGUGCCUGCAGCAACCCUAACAACACCGACCCGACCGCAUCGCCCGCUUCCAGUACACACCUCGGGGCCACCGGUGGCUCCUCGGCUCAUCAGGAUUGCUACAAGCACAGCCCUCAACACGGCGAUACGGGCACAUGCACAACGGAAUGGGCCUAUUCGUCGACGCCGUCGUCUUAUCCAGCGCCUCCUGUGAGCAGCGGUGGUUCCUUUUCGCCGAUACCGGGCGGGGCGUUCUCCUAUCCAGGAGAGUCCUUGUCUCACCAUCCAACCACGGAACCCGUGCCGUUACCCGCAGUGCUUCCGUCGGAGAACCAGCAGGACACGUACACGCCGAACUGCGUUUCGAUGUACCCAAGCCACGGGACGACGUCGUCGUCGUCUUUGCCUCUGGUACCCAGCAAGUCUACCGAUCCGGACAUCUUCGCUGGAGGUGGUACCGGAAGUGGCAGUCCGGGCUAUCACUACGGUUCCUGGACACCCGGUCCAGCCACGCCAGUUCCAGUCGCCUCUCACAACUACAACCCGAAUUAUCAGGGCUACUACAACAAUCCCAGCCAGAAUUACAUCAGUCCAGCGCCUAUGGUUCUCUACCCGCAGCUCUACAGCACGGUAAACCAGAACCAGAUCCACCUCCACCUUCACGGCGACCUAACCGACGAGCAGGUCACCAUCGCGGGUAGUAAUCUCACUAUCAGCAGCAACAGGUUGGAGAUAGGAGUCCUGGGGGAGGAGAGCGAACAGCGGAACGACGUCUGGAGACCGUACUGAAGGGAUCCCGACGACAGGAAAUUGGGAAUCGAGUGGAAUAUUAGUUGAGAUGGUGAUACUAGUUGAGACGACGAGAAACGUUUCGUAGAAAUGGGAGACGGUCCCCUGUGUGUUGUUAUAAAUGUGAUAUCGAGGAAAGGGUAGCCGCGCUACGCUCGAUCGGAACGUUCCGGAGGAAUGUCGAAACGGGAAAUGUUCCGUUUGGGGACUCCGCGAUGUUCACGGGUGGUAGCGUCUCAGGAUUGACGCGACCGUUAAAGGAUUCGAUGGUUGUGGCAAGAAUCUCGGAGAAAACUGAAAGCAUAGACUGGUUCGUAGUUAGAAUCGAAACUGUUUUAGAGGAGCCUAACCUCUUAGGGUCUUUUCGACGUUUUCGUUGCUCGAAACGAGGCGCGAGUGGUCAGUGUUUUGUGAAAUGUUAUGGAUAAUUGUGUAAUAACUGAAGAAAAUAUAUCAAGCGUUAGGAAGGAUUUUGUCUCGACGGCUUUGUCGGAUUAGGAGCGAGAGGAUCGACGAGGAAAUAUCGGCGAGCGUUUUCACGAAACGGAAAGACAGUCCAUGUAUUGUUGUAAAUACACAGAUAUUUUCCAUGAAAUAAAAUCUUGCCUGAACAACUUCCUGAAUCCCCACCGUUCGCAAGUUCGCCAAUGCGCCAGUUCCCGUUUUGGCGCAUCAAUCGUUUCACGAAUCGGGACGAUCGAAACAGAGGGAAGCUUCCGGUCCACGGACGUAACGUUACCAGCGUUUUUAUUUAGCCGACAGAGUAAUCGUCUUAGCGACGAUUCCCCGUUACGUCAACGCGUAAUUUGACUGCUUCAAUGACAAAGAUCGAUAGAUGCAGACAACGGGGAGUGUUAAAAAUGCAACCAGAUCUGAAAAGAAAAUAUGCAAAUCUCGGUUACAGAU